This is a messenger RNA of Microthlaspi erraticum, 387 nucleotides long. NCBI's taxonomy places the organism in Eukaryota, Viridiplantae, Streptophyta, Magnoliopsida, Brassicales, Brassicaceae. The record is from the annotation of a GenBank genome assembly.
AUGGAUUUCAUCAAGACCAGUUCCCUGCGUGCUCUGAUUGAGUUAACUUUCCAACGCAACUGGAACGGCCUAAUUUGGAUGAGUAGAAACGGAGUUAUAACCAAAAGAGUGGAGACUGUCCAGACGGCUCUAUCGAGAAUCAGCGCCCAACCGCACAGACCGGCUGGCCGAGAAACUAUUGUUUCACGCUCGGCCAAAGUCAUAUCCGUCCGUCUAAAGUCUCCGCCAAAGUCCGAAACCAUCCGGCCGAUCAUCCGACACGACCCGGGAAACAUUGUCACGCGGUCGGCCAAGCCACAACCGUUUCACGCCGCGCCGCGCACGAUCAUGCCGCGCGAGCCGGGGAACAAAGCCUCGCGGCCGCGCAACCCUUGCGAAACCUUCUAA